Messenger RNA from Syzygium oleosum, 6237 nucleotides. RefSeq lists its product as uncharacterized. Lineage: Eukaryota; Viridiplantae; Streptophyta; Magnoliopsida; Myrtales; Myrtaceae. The record is from RefSeq and is a predicted model, not a curated record. Gene Ontology annotation, molecular function: ADP binding.
GUGAUUAGUUAUGUUCUCUCUUCAGUUUCCUUCGGGCCCAUUUGUUUAAGCAAAAACAAGGAGACAGAAAAGAGGAAAAAAGGUGGGGAAAAGAAAUUUCUAGAAAAGAAGGAAGAAAUGGCCGGGAGUUUUUUUACCUCUGUUGCGGUGAACCUAGUUUCGAAAUUCGGUGAGUACCUGUUUGCUCCCAUUGGCCGUCAAUUUGGGUACGUGCUAUGCUACAAGAGCUACGUCAAAGAUCUCAAAAAUGGAGUCCAGGAGCUGGAGAUUGCAAAGGAAAGGGUGCAAUGCUCCGUCAAUGAAGCCAUGUAUGAUGGAAAACCUAUACACACUGAUGUUAAGGAUUGGCUGGAGAGUGCGACCAAGGAGGUUGAGGAAGCACAACAACUGUUAGAACGUGGCAAAAACGCAAAGAACGCUUGCUUUCGCGGGUGGAUUCCCAACCCCUUGGUGCGCCAUCCGAUAGGCAAAAAGGUGAAGGAGACAACUAAAGUCAUUCAGGGACUCCAUGGAAAAAGCAGAAAUAGUAACUUCAAGAAGGUCUACUAUGAGAAUACUCCGGCAGGAAUUGUCACUGCCGUCACUUCCGCUACAAGAUCUGUUGACAAGAAAGAAGAUGCCCUGGAGUCGAGGGUUUCAAUCACUGAGGAUGUAAUGAAGGCUUUAGCUGAUGACAAGGUCCAUGCGAUUGGGGUGUAUGGACCAGGUGGAGUUGGCAAGUCCAAGCUUUUGGUGGACAUCGAAAAGCGAGUUAAGGGAGAGAAGAUGUUCAAUGAGGUUGCCAUGGUAGAUGUAUCACGCAAACCAGAUCCAAAAAGAAUCCAGGGAGAAAUCGCUGACGCAUUGGGCUUGAAGCUAAUGAAUGUGGAAACUGUUCGUGGGAGAGCAGAUCAUUUGCGUGAGAGGUUAGAGUGUGAUCCUAAGAAAAACAUUCUCAUCAUUUUAGAUAAUUUGUGGAAAAAGCUAGAGUUAAACGAAGUUGGAAUCCCUUGCGGUGAUGAUAAUAAAGUAAGAAGCUGCAAGCUAUUGAUAACGUCUAGAUACCGAGAUGUUUUGCGCAUUGACAUGGGCAUUGACCGAGAAUUCCGACUUAAUGAGUUGGAGCAUGGAGAAGCACGAAAACUUUUUGAAAGGACAGUGGAGGACAAAGUUAACGAUCCUCAUUUUAAACCCUUGGUGGAUGGAGUGGUCAAGAAGUGUGGUGGCUUGCCUCUUUUGAUUCUAUCGGUGGCAAAAAGGUUGAAGCAUGGAGAUAUGGCUGAAUGGAGGAAUGCUUUGACCAAUAUGGAAUUAUCGGAUGCAAAAUCAAUAGUGGAACUAAAUUACAAUGACUUAGAAGAUGAGAGGAUCAAAUCAUUGUUCUUGGUUUCUGCUCUAGACUCUGGGAGAAUUGUCAUGAGGUGUUCCCUAGCAUACUGCAUGGGUUUAGGUUUAUAUAAAAAAUUCAAGACCAUAGAAGAUGCUAGGGAUAAGUUGAUUAUGGAUCUACAUAGACUGCAGGACUCUUCUUUGUUACUAGAUAGUGAUAACAUGGAAGAGAUCAAAAUGCAUGACAUAUUUGUUGACGAGGCCAUCUCUAUUGCUUCCACUCAAUGGAAUGCCUUGGUUGGGAGGGAGGAUUAUGGGUUUAAAGAAUGGUCAAAGGAUGAUCUCCAAAAAUGCACCGCAAUGUCCUUCCCUUUUGUUGGCAUUGAUGAGCUUCCAAAAAAAUUGGACUGUCCAAAUUUAAGAAUGCUUCUUUUAUAUGAAGACAACUCAUCUCUCAAAAUUUCCGAGUCAUUUUUUGAUUCUACGGAGGAGCUCCAAGUCUUGGACUUUACUCGUCUAUCUUUCACGUCUCUACCUUCAUCGAUUGAGUUCCUUGAGAACCUCAAGUCGCUAUAUCUUGAUUUCUGCCAUCUGGAGGACGUGCGUGUUCUUGGAAAGCUGAAAAGAUUGCAGUUCCUAAGCUUCCACGGAUCUGCAAUCGCUCGGCUACCCACGGAAAUAGGUGGACUUACAGAAUUGAGAUUUUUGGACUUGACUGGGUGUAAUGGGCUCGAGGUUAUUGAACCUGGUGUGCUUGGAAGCUUGGUAAAUUUAGAAGAACUGCAUAUGGAAGACAGUUUUGAUCAGUGGGAGGCCGAGGAUGAAGAACUACGAAGCAACACCAGCCUAGCUGAGUUGAAGAACAUGAAAAGGUUGAGCACUUUGUCCAUUGCCAUUCCUCAUUCUACCAAUCUCUCAAGCGACCUACCAUUUGGGAAUCUAAACGAGCAUAAAAUCCGAAUUGGGGCAUUUGUGUUUUGGUGGGUUGAAUACAAAGAAUCCAGAACUUUAGAGCUUAGCCUGGAUUCUGGCAAUCUUCUUCGUGAAGUGUGUAUGCAGGAAUGUCUGGGGAGAACGCAAGAUCUCUACUUGGAUGGAUUGCAAGAUGGCAGAGAUAGCAUUCACAACUUGUGCACCAAAGGUUUUCAGGAAUUGAAGCAUCUUUUCGUAAAAAAUAACCACUCAUUUCAGUACGUUGUUGACUCCACACAGUGCCCUACAUUUACGAGACUCGAAUCAUUGGUUCUAGUGAAUUUGAACAACUUGGAGAAGAUUUGUCACGAUUGUCUUCCCCCAGAAUCCUUCAGCAAAUUAAAGAUUGUGAGAGUGGACGAAUGCGAUGUAAUAAAACAUUUGUUUCCUUCGUCCAUGGCACAUAUAUUCCUGCAGCUAGAAGAGAUUGAAAUAACUAGAUGCCACUUGAUGCAACGAAUUAUCGGAGAUGCCGAAGCAGAUGAAUACAGAGACGAAAUUGAUGAUGAUGCCAACGUGAAGUCAUGCAAGAUACGUAGGCUAACGUUACAAAACUUGCCAGAGAUGCUGAGCUUCUAUGAAACUGAGGACCACUCAGCCGUAUUCUUGGAUGGGCAACAGGUUGCAUUGCCCUGGUUGGAGUCCUUGACACUAUCUGAACUUCCCAAAUUGAAAGAGAUAUGGAACUCUCAAUUUCCUUCAGAUGUAAGGAACCUAAAAUUUCUAAAGGUAGAGGAUUGCGCAUUCCUCUUGAGCAUCUUCCGAUCAAAUUUGGUAAUAAAGCUACAGAAUUUGGAAGCCAUAACCAUUGAAAGAUGUCAGUUACUAGGAAACGUAUUCGACCUUGAAGGACUGACAACAAGUGGGGAUGUCAAGAUUCUAUCGCAAUUGACCACAUUAACCUUGAGUGACUUACCAAGGUUGGGAUACAUAUGGAACAAGAAUCCAAGACUAGCGUUGUGUUUCCAAAACUUAAGGGUACUGAAGGUGCAAAACUGUGAGAACUUGAGGUUUCUUUUUUCUUCUUCCAUGGCUAAAGCACUCCAGCAAAUAAAAGAAAUUAAAAUAGCAAGUUGUAAACUAUUGGAGGAUAUUAUAGAUGUGCAAGAAGAAGAACCAGAGGAAGCUGCAUCCAUCGACACUUUAGAGUUCCCUCUAUUAACCUCCUUAUCUCUUGAGGAAUUGCCAAAUCUCAGGACAUUCUCUUAUGGGAAGUACCGUAUUCACUGUCCAACCUUAACAAGGCUGACGAUAACUGGAUGCCCCAGGAUGAUAACAUUCUCUUCAUUCGAAGGAAAGCAACAAACGGUAACAGCUGAUACAAGUUUACAACAAGCAUUUGGUGGUGUCAACUCUAGCUUGUCCUUGCCUAUACUCUUCAAUCAAAAUGUUCUUUUUCCGAGCUUGGAAGAGUUGACCCUCGUGUCGUUGUGUGGGUUGAUGAAGAUAUGGCACAAUCAACUUUCUGAAGAAUCAUUCUGCAAACUAGCAUCCAUCACGGUCCGAGAUUGUGAAAAUUUGUCCUAUAUUUUUCCAUCAACUUUCAUAGAGAGGCUCCGGAGCCUGAAAAGGAUUAUGGUGGUCAAGUGUGCCUCUUUGGAAGCAUUAAUGGAGCAUGUUGCUGUCAAUACUAAGAAAAGGAAAAAACGUCUGGUCUUGUUGGACUUAAAAGAAGUGAAGUUGCGGGACCUACCGAGGCUGAAUGCGUUUGUGACAAGCAGCGCCGAAGCAACAUUGAGUCUUCCCAGUUUGACUUAUGUUAGGUUGCGUUGUUGCCACAGUUUGAGAUAUCUCUUCACAAAUGACACAUCCACGACUCUUGAUAAACUUGAGAUGCUAGAUGUUUUUGGUUGCAAUAACAUGCAGGAAGUAGUUGCCACGGAAGAAAGUGAAGAGCGAAAGUUGGAGGCGGUGAAGUUCUCUCAUUUACGUACAUUGCAGCUUUGUUCCCUUAAGAGCUUGAUUAGUUUCAGCUCAGGAACUUGUGCAUAUGAGUUUCCCUCCCUUAGAAAUCUCUCAAUUUUGGAGUGCACUGAAUUCAAGGCAUUCAUAAUGAGGCUGCCAGCACCAAGAGUGGAGGCGAUGAAUGAGGGAUCUUCCAGUUUUGAUGAAAGUCCACAUUCUUUAUUUGACGAGAAGGUUGUAUUUCCCAAAUUAGAAGAGCUACAUCUAACAGGAAUUCAAUCAAAAGGACUUUGGGAGAAUGAGAUGCCCGAUGAGUCCAUUUGCCAACUAAAGGUCCUUGAGGUGAAGCGGUGUCCCGACCUAUUGAAUGUCAUUCCUUCACUCAUGGGGAAGAGGCUGCUUCACUGUAUGGAGUCCUUGACAGUUGAGGAGUGCCCACGUCUGAGAAACCUUUUUACAAUGUCGACGGCAAAAAGUCUAUUACAGCUCCAGUAUCUUGGUCUAGGGGGUUGUGGAGAGAUGGAGUACAUUGUUGCUAGAGAAGAGGAGAAACCUGAAGAAGCAAUUGACAUAAUUGUAAUUCCUCAACUUGUCACUCUAUAUCUUCACAAAAUGAUAAAGCUCAGGAGUUUCUGCCAUGGGAAGCAUAUUUCAGAGUGGCCCUCCUUGAAAGAGUUUACCGUUGAAGAUUGUAAAGCUGUGGAGGUAAUUCUAGGAGAUGCCAAUUGUGGAAGACUAGAGGGCAGCGUUCCAAUGCAGCAACCGCUUUUGCUGGUCGAUAAGAUUGAGUUCCCUAGUAUGGAGUCGAUGAAGAUCUCGCACAUGGAUAAUGUGGAAAAAUUAUGGCUGGAUGAGCUUGCUUCAAAUGCCUUUAGCAAACUCAAGACACUAAUAGUGGAGUAUUGUGAGAAACUUUCAUCUAUAUUUUCAUCUUAUACCAUCCUCACAAAAUUUAAAAACCUAGAGAAGCUAAAUGUGACCAAUUGUGGGUCCUUAAAAGUGGUUUUUCACGUCCAAGAUUACAAUUUUAGUGAAUGUCAUUCUACAAGCACUUUUCAAUUGAGAGAAUUAGUUUUGACACGGCUCCCAAAAAUGAAGCACGUGUGGAAUGGACUUCCUAAAAGAGGUCUUACCUUUGGACACUUACGAUGCAUGAAUGCAGUUGAGUGUGAGAGUCUCAAAAGUUUAUUUCCAAGCUCGGUGGCAAAAAGUAUGACACAGCUUGAGGUGCUUCAAGUAUGGUCUUGUGGGGUGGAACAAAUUAUAAUAGAGGAAGACGAAGUAGGCACAAGUGCAAGUAAUCACUUCUUUUCACAAUUGACCGACUUGAGCUUAUAUGAGUUACCGGAACUAAGGAGCUUUUAUAGGAAUAGUCAUACUUCAACAUGGCCACUCUUGAAGCAAUUGCAUGUGAGACACUGCGGCAAAAUGAAGUCACUCUCAUUUGCUUGUGAAAUCCAAAGCUGCCAAGAUACUGCUACCUGCGAAGACCCACCUGCACUCUUUUCUUUCGGAAAGGUCAUACCACACUUGGAGAGAUUGACAUUAACGGGGGAGGAUGUUGCGAAGACCUCGCCGCAUUACAUCUUUGGCAAUCUCAUAGGGCUGGUUUUGGCAUGCUACCAUGAUGAAGAUGUCGCUUUUCCCUCCGACUUCCUUCUCCAGAGAUUCCCCAAUCUAGAAGAGCUUAUUGUGGUGUGUAGUUCCUUCGAGGAGAUAUUUCCAGAAGAUGCAUCUAGAAAUGGGGGAGCCACUCGCUAUGGAGGACUUACUGACUUGCAAAAACCUCUCAAUGCACUUGGAAAUCUGAGGCGACUUAACUUGUUCAAGCUGUGUAACCUGAGGCGAGUCUGGAAAGAUGGCUCCUUGAUGGCUAAAAUCCUCAAACAGAUUGAAUAUGUGUGUGUUGCAGAAUGCCCGAGUUUAUCAAUCGUACUUCCAUCCCGACUUCAUUCCAGAGAUUGACGUAUUUAGGAGUACAGGUUUGCGCUGGUUUAGUUCAUUUGGGGACUUGCUCAGCAGUGACAAGUCUGGUGCACCUUACUCGGCUAA